AUGCCACGGGCGCUGUGCCUUCUCCUGGUCGUCCUAGUCUGUCGUUUCCAUCUGCCGCCGCUGAUGAUGAUGGCCGCCGCGGCCACUUUCCCCGGCGUGAUGGCACGGUCAUCAGAUGCUGCACCACAGUCGUCGGACUGCCCUAGCUUGUGCGGCGACGUAGAGAUCCCCUACCCAUUCGGCAUCGGCGACAACUGCUCCUUGCACAACGCGUUCACCAUCACCUGCAACACUAGCUUCAGUCGUCCUCCGAGACCAUACCGGGGCGACUUCGAGGUCAUCAGCAUCUCCGUGGAGACGGGCGAGCUGCGCGUCUUCUCCCCCGUCUCCUUCGUCUGCUACAGCAAGUCGUCGUCCAGCAGCAGCACCCCCAGCAAAUCGAUCGCCUGGUCGUUCCGCCUCCACUCGCCGUUCCUGAUCUCGACGAGGCGUAACGUGUUCACGGCCAUCGGGUGCAGCACGCAGGCGUUGCUGCUGGGCAGGAAGGGCUACUUCACCGGCUGCACCACCACCUGCCAGAGCCUGGAUCUGGCGGCUAAGGACCGCGCCGAGUGCACGGGACUCGGGUGCUGCCAGGCAGCCAUCUCGGGCAAACUUGAUACGAUGCAGAUCAAUUGGGACCGCCCCAGCUACCUGCCGGACAAUCAAGCAUGGACGUUCAGCCCAUGUAGUUACUUCUUCGUGGCAGAGAAGAGCUGGUACGUCUUCAGCCGACAAGACCUCGUUGGAGAAGAGAGCUUCAGCAGGCGGGUGGGAAAUAGGACUAUUCCUCUGGUCCUUGACUGGGCCGUCGGCAACAGGUCCUGCAAUGCAUUCGCAACGGCAGUUUCUCCCUGUGUGAGCACUCACAGCAACUGUGUCAACGCUACACAAGGGCCUGGGUACCUAUGUCGCUGCUCAGAGGGAUACAAGGGCAAUCCCUAUAUCAGCGACGGAUGCAAAAAUAUUAACGAGUGCCUUAUUAAUAAUACAUGUGGCACGGGUAGCAUAUGCCACGACACGCCUGGUGGUUACAAGUGCAUAUGCAAAUUCUGGUACAGACCUUCUGGUGCGGGAUGCCAGCGCAUAUUUUCUACCUCUACAGUAUGGAGAAUCAUAGCAACGUGUGUUCUCGCUUUCCUUAUAUAUCUGGGGAUUAGGGAGAUGAAGAAACGAAAGCAGAGGAAAUUUUUCAACAAGAACGGGGGCGAGAUACUGAAGGAUGUGGGCAUUAUCAUAUUCACAGAAAGAGAGCUGAAAAAGAUGACAAACGGCUACAAGAAAAUCAUCGGGGAAGGCGCCUUUGGCAAGGUGUACAUGGGAACAAGAACAACAAUGGGCGGCACCGAACAAGUCGCCAUCAAGUGCUCCUUCGCAAAAAGCAAGCAACUUCGCCAUGAUGAGUUCCGGAACGAGAUCACCUUCCAGUUUAAGAUAGAUCACGCGAACGUGGUCCGCCUCAUUGGGUGCUGCCUCGAGACGAACGUCCCCAAGCUCGUCUUUGAGUUCGUCCCCAACGGAAGCCUCUGCGACCUGCUCCAUGGCGCGAGGCGUCAGGAGCUCCCGCUGCCGGAGCGUCUGCACAUCGCCAUUGGCGCUGCCGAAGCUCUCUCCUACAUGCACUCUCACGGGGACAUGAACUACAUCGAUCCCACGUACAUAAAGACUGGCCGCUUCACGGAGAAGAGCGACGUCUACAGCUUUGGGGUGGUUCUCUUGGAGCUCAUCACGAGGAAGACGGCCAAGUAUGAUGAGAGCAACAGCCUCCCGAUAGACUUCGUCAAGUGCUGCAAGGAGCAAGGGAACGGAAGGGCAAUGUACGACCGAGAGAUUCUUAUGGCUCAUCAUGCUCAGGAAUGCCUCGACGAGAUCGGCGCCCUUGCGGUACAAUGUCUAAAGGAAGAUGUGGAUGAGAGACCGACUAUGGCACAAGUGUUGAAGCAGCUCGAACAAGUGAAGAUGGAGAAGCACGUGUUGCAAAGUACUCAGGGGUUAAGGUUGGAUGCUUCCCUCAUCACUCCAGUGCCCUCCACUGCACCAGCACACUCCCUAAGUCCUUAG
This is a messenger RNA of Miscanthus lutarioriparius, 2040 nucleotides long. Lineage: Eukaryota; Viridiplantae; Streptophyta; Magnoliopsida; Poales; Poaceae. The record is from the annotation of a GenBank genome assembly.